Messenger RNA from Populus nigra (black poplar), 564 nucleotides. RefSeq names its product elicitor-responsive protein 3. The transcript is spliced from 5 exons. The record is from RefSeq and is a predicted model, not a curated record. NCBI's taxonomy places the organism in Eukaryota, Viridiplantae, Streptophyta, Magnoliopsida, Malpighiales, Salicaceae. The coding region runs from base 1 to 564 and encodes 187 amino acids.
AUGAAGAGAGGAAUCCUUGAAGUACUUCUUGUUCAUGCUAAAGGCAUGAAGCACACAAAUCUCAUCGGUCCACCAGUCUAUCAUGUCAUCAUACAAUGUGGAUCUCACGUGCACAAAAGCAAAGCAUCAUCAGGCAAAGAUGAAAAAACAUGGUGGAAUGAGAAAUUCAGGUUUGACUUCCCAUUAACUGAUUGGAAACAGUUGACCCAUCUAAAAUUCAGAAUCAUGGACCAGGAAUUCUUCACUGAUGGUGGAUUUGUCGGUGAAACCAUAAUUUACCUUGGAGGAAUAAUAGAUGAGGGGAUUAACAGAGGAAUUCUAGAAAUGAUGCCAGCUCCAUAUAAUGUGUUGCUUGAAGAUGACACCUACAAAGGAGAGAUAAAGAUUGGACUCAAAUUCAUUGCCAACACAGAAGUGCUCCCAGAGAGGACAUUCCUUGCACAGGUGAAUGAACCAAGACAACUGAUAUGCAGAUCCAUUAUAAAUCUCUGCAAAUUCUCAUGGUGGAAGUUGUGGCCUUAUCAUAGUCAGAGGAGUACUAAAAAUAAGACAGAGGAGGAAUAA